Penicillium brasilianum is the source of this 3087-nucleotide messenger RNA. NCBI's taxonomy places the organism in Eukaryota, Fungi, Ascomycota, Eurotiomycetes, Eurotiales, Aspergillaceae. The record is from the annotation of a GenBank genome assembly.
AUCGGUUAUUGACUAUUGGUACUCCGUUAUAGAUAGACCAUCUAAGUAUUGAGGACUGGUGGUGUGAUAUAGAGCGAGUCUAAAGCCAUCAGAGCUAUAAUCAUCGCAGAUCUGGUAUCCGAACCGACUCCUCGUUGCGAGCCCGUCCUCCAUAGCUCUGAUUUAUCUGAAUUAUUCUUUAGAAAAUUUCCUUGCCCCCUAUUGACCCUGAUCGUCCAUAUGCUCACGGUCUCAAACAAGUUCCAUCUCCACCGUCCACUGACCUCACCGUGGAACCGACUGCCUCCUCCCCCGUCUGGUCUCGCCCUCUCCUGGCCUUUCGUUCGACCUCCUUCCUCUCACUCUGGCUUUUGAUUCCUCUUGCACCCGUGCCAGAUCCAUACAAUGGCAUCCGUCGCUAAAUACUGGUAAUUAUUCUUGUCGCUUUCCUUCUCCGUCUCCUCACCCUUUCGUUUGGAAGCGAUCUCGCGUUCUGGCCCUCAACCACGUUGGCCCAGACCCAGGGCCCUUCGUCAUCGAAUGUCAAAGCCAAACGGCCGUUCUUCUCCCCCUCUUUCUCGUUGCUUGAGCCACUCUUCGUUCCGAACUUAUCUUUUUCCUCCUUUCCUCCUCCUCUUCUUCACCUCCUCCUUCCCCCCUCCAUCUCGUCGUCUCCAUCCCGGACUCCGCCACUUGGUCCCCAAUGCCUCCCUUGCUGACGGCGCAACCCAAUAGAACGCGAACCUUCCAGUAAAAAAAAGUGCGCCGCCAGUGGCUUGAUAUGGGCUCCGUUCUUCUCAACCUGCCGUCGAAUCAGAUCGACCGCUAUUCCACGAUGCUGGGAGGUGCCAACGCGGACUCGGUCUACUCGCGCACGUCUCAGUCGACCCCAUCGGCCCAGUCGGCCCCGGCCUCCUCCAGAUCGAGAUCCUCCUCCGUCAACAGUACUGGCACCCCCACCUCGACCACCGCCCCGCCUGCCUCUGGCUCGGGCUCUACUCGGCUUCCCGCACUGCCAAACGAUGUCCUCCCCGCCUACAUCCAAUCUCAGACUCCUUCCUUACCUUCCUCGAGAUCGACUCCCUCCCAUCCUCCCUCCCGCCCCCCGCCAUCGAUGACCUCACACUCCCACUAUGGCAUUCCGCCCGACCACCCGUCCCACUCCAACUCCCACACGCCCCAGUAUCCUCACCACUCCCAGAUGGGCCACCAUGCGGCAACAGCUUCCAUAACGUCGGCACCCAACCCUCAUCCCCAGGCCUCUCCCGAUUCUCCGCGCUUACAGCCCACUUUCCGAUCCAUGCAAUCACUCGGAGGUUCCGAGGCAAACUCUCCCAGUCGCAUCCGGGUCCGCAGCUUGUCCCACAUCCAGAGUCUGGCCAGUGAAGAAUUCCUGCACCAGUCACAUCGAUCCCAUCUCCCCGGUCAUGGAUCCCAACCCCGGCAGUUUGAGAUCAGCUCCAUGCCCGUGACGGACAUCAUUGAGAUGGUCGCGGGUCUCCUCACCAAGAUCACGACGACCAAUGACAUGCACCAUGAACACGUUCAUCGCCACAUCCCUCCUCCGGACGGAACCAGCAACCUCAGCCCACAGGCCACGAGCGUGCUUGCUUUUCACGGUAAGAACGUGCCAAGCAUCACCAUCCUGAGCUAUCUCACUCGCAUCCACAAAUACUGCCCAACCACGUACGAGGUAUUCCUUAGCUUGCUGGUCUACUUUGACCGCAUGACGGAGCUAGUCAAUCGGGACCAACUGGGCCACGGGCAACAUCAUUAUACCUCCACCCCCGGUGAACUAUCCAGCUCGACAUCGACCGAGUCACUAGUGACGGACUCGCGGCAUCGAGAACAGGAUUCUUCGAUGGUGACGCCACCAUCCUCAACACGCAUGACGGGCCAGGACCCGAGUCCCAACUCCACCAUCUCACCCGCCCUGUACCCCCAGGGUGAAGAUGACAACCUCUCCCAUUUCUUUGUCGUUGAUAGUUUUAAUAUCCACCGACUGGUCAUCGCAGGCGUGACCUGUGCGAGCAAAUUCUUCUCUGAUGUCUUUUACACCAAUUCACGAUAUGCAAAGGUUGGCGGUCUUCCUUUGGUGGAACUGAACCACCUCGAGCUUCAGUUCCUUAUGCUCAAUGACUUCCGACUCGCCAUUCCGGUCGAGGAACUAGAGUCCUACGGAACCAUGCUGGUGGAGUUCUAUGCACGUGAGAUUGUGGCCCAACAGCAACAGCAACACCAAUCCGUACCUCGACCCAUCAAUCCCGCAUCGGAUUCUGCCGCCGAUGCCAUGUACAUGCGAUCCCGCGACAAGCGCCAGGAUCAACCGGACUUCGGCCAGACUCCGACUCCACCUUGAUCCCUGCUUGCAUACCCGCCAACCGCCCCCGACAUGAGCAGCUGAGUAUGGGGGCCGCAGAUUCGUUCACCGACCUCUCCCCAACCCAUUCCGUCAUCCAUAUGACUAGCAUAUUAUACCACUUCUAUAUUUGGAACGCUGAGCGUUUGUUCGCCAUUUCGGAAACCCUUCCCUCUUAUGACCUCCCCCCCCCAAGGCGCCUAUCUUUUUCUUAUCCCGAACUCCUCGAACAUGCGAUUUGCGUCGCGCAUCUACACGUCAUGACCUGCAUAGAUUUGGUUUUGUCGGCGCGGUUCGCGCUGACUGGGUUUUUCAUCCCUGGUUUACUUUUUUCUUUUUCCCCUUACCUCUCUUCCUCUUUCCAUCUUCUCUGCUACCGGGUUUCCCAUUACUGCUAUUCCCCAUCUGCAAGACUUCAUACAUUACACCAUCAAUGGGCUACUUUGUCGAGUCGCGCUUUCUUCUCGUGUGUUUCGGGCUCGGACCCCCUUUCUUCUGAUCCUAUUUUUCUCUCUCUCUCCAUUCCAUCGCCCGUUGUUCUCUGUUGCGAUCGACAUGGUUCGGUGUUGAGGGCGCUUUCCUUCCUCUUCUUUUCUCCGGUCCCUUUUAAGUCUUUCGCUGGCGAUGGGGCUGCAUUUGCGUUGAAUCUUUUCACUCUUCUUCUUAUUGGCGUGUCUUUCUAGCGGUACUGGUAGGAUUGGUUCUAGGUAGGACUCUUUGUCUAUCUCAUAUUACUCUUUCCAUCUGGA